Nycticebus coucang (slow loris) is the source of this 1040-nucleotide messenger RNA. It is a transcript of the gene ITPA, whose product is annotated as inosine triphosphatase. Gene Ontology annotation, biological process: nucleoside triphosphate catabolic process. Gene Ontology annotation, molecular function: nucleoside triphosphate diphosphatase activity. The coding region runs from base 95 to 724 and encodes 209 amino acids. Gene Ontology annotation, cellular component: cytoplasm. Lineage: Eukaryota; Metazoa; Chordata; Mammalia; Primates; Lorisidae. The record is from RefSeq and is a predicted model, not a curated record. The transcript is spliced from 8 exons.
AACUAGGGCUCCCUCUUCCGCUACCAGACGGAAAUGUCCUGAGACUGGAGGCUGAGGGGCUUCCGGUGGCUCCGCGGGAUAACUUGGGCUCACCAUGACGGCUUCCUUAGCCGGGAAAAAGAUCGUGUUUGUCACAGGGAACGCCAAAAAGCUGGAGGAGGUCAUUCAGAUUCUAGGAGAUAAGUUACCAUGCACUUUGGUGGCACAGAAAAUUGACUUGCCAGAGUACCAGGGAGAGCCAGAUGAGAUUUCCAUACAUAAGUGUCAGGAGGCGGCUCGCCAGGUACAAGGGCCUGUACUGGUUGAGGAUACCUGUCUGUGCUUCAAUGCCCUGGGAGGUCUCCCUGGCCCCUACAUAAAGUGGUUUCUUGAGAAGUUAAAGCCUGAAGGUCUCUACCAGCUCCUUGCCGGCUUCCAGGACAAGUCAGCCUACGCACUUUGCACAUUUGCACUCAGCACUGGGGACCCGAGUGAACCUGUGCACCUAUUUAGGGGCCGGACCUUGGGCCAGAUUGUGAUGCCACGAGGCUGCCGGGACUUUGGCUGGGACCCCUGCUUUCAGCCUGAUGGAUACAAGCAGACGUACGCGGAGAUGCCCAAGGCUGAGAAGAACGCCAUCUCCCAUCGCUUCAGGGCUCUGCUCAAGCUGCAGGAGUAUUUUGGCAGCUUGACUUCCCCUGAGGCUGGGGGAGGCCACCUGGACAAGGGAUUUGGGGAGGACUAGCUUGAGACCUCCCCCAUCGGACAGGCACCCCUCAAGUACUUCCUUCAGGUUUGCCCCUUCCGGGGGUGUUAAGGCAGCCUCACCAGCCCUGUCUGAAGGAGCAGCUGGCUCUGCUUAGAGGAAGUUGAUACCAUCCUUGUGCCCUCAAGGAUUCAGUGAUCUCCCCUACAGCUUCCAGGCCUAAGAACCCGAAGAGAGCUUGGGUGUUAAAACUGGCCUGGCAGGAUUGAGGGUUUGGGGGAAUAACCAUAUAGUCUUAGAUGUUUUUAAAGUGAAGCAAAUAAAAUUUCUGAAUGGCUUAUGUUUCUAAAAUAAA